UUAACUCGGUUUAUAAACGUAGCAUGGUGACACGAUAUGCCAGUCCUCUUUUGAUUGCCAUUCGUCGUGUCAGAAAAUCGUCACUGAGAAAUUUCAAUUGAGACAUCACUGAUCAACCGGAACGAUGGAGGUAGCAAUUAUAGUUGCAUUCGCGUUCCUCAGCAUGUUCACGUUCUGCGAGGACACGUAUGCUCUUCCCGAUGACGCCAAGACAACCACCAUGAAGGAAAUAAAGGAACCUAAGGACAUAAAGGAAGCGGCGACCGCGUCGAAGGAUGUAAAGGAUGCUAUCAAGGCUGCCAAGGACGCGAAGAAAAAUAAGAAGGACUGUGCUCGAGAAUGCGGGAACGAUUAUGAUCCUAUUUGCGUUCACGAUCCUGCUGACUCCAACUUCAAACCAAGGACUUUUGGCACGCAGUGCGCUUUGGAUGUUUACAAUUGCGAAAUGGGCACGAAAUUGGCUGUGAAGAGCAAAGGAGAGUGCCCUGGAUCCGGCGGAGUAAAACUGUCUUAAACAAUUGCUCGAUUUCAUAGGAUCAUCGUGAAACCACAAAAUAGAUCGUCAAAUCAAUCGUUAUAUCUUAUUAUCGCGAGUUUAUUUAGUUUGAGUAAAAUAUCGUAAUACAUUGUGACCUGAUGGCACUCUUUCCGCGAUUAUAGAAUAGACAGAAUUUUUUAAAAAAAGAAAACACUAGAUAUAUAAUUACGCGAGAAAAUCUCUUUGACAAUAAAAUUGCCCACCAAUUACACGUUAUAUAUUUGCAAUUACAUAAUGUAAAAGUCACAGUGUAUCUAUCUAAUAAAUAUUAAUAAUGAGCAA
Messenger RNA from Cataglyphis hispanica, 820 nucleotides. RefSeq lists its product as uncharacterized. The record is from RefSeq and is a predicted model, not a curated record. The transcript has 3 exons. NCBI's taxonomy places the organism in Eukaryota, Metazoa, Arthropoda, Insecta, Hymenoptera, Formicidae. Gene Ontology annotation, molecular function: protein binding. The coding region runs from base 125 to 514 and encodes 129 amino acids.